AUGGGAAUACAACUUAACGAUAUAAAAACUUUGUACACUCUUCAUUUCGCAGACGAUCAGGUGGUAGUGGCCCAAGACAAGGAAGACUUAGAAUUUAUGGCAACAAGACUCUUCGCCGAAUACGAAAAGUGGGGACUGUCUGUGAAUAAAACGAAAACCAAAUAUUUAUGCAUUGGGCAGAAAGCAGAUAGUUUACACUUGGAAGACAACAUAGAAAUUGGAACAUGUAGUGAAUAUACUUACCUGGGUGCUCAAAUUGAUCACACCGGCCGAACAGAAACUGAGAUUGGGCUGAGAAUAUUGAAGGGUAGAAGGGUCAUCGGAUGUUUGAACUCAAUAUUGUGGUCCAAAAACAUUUCGCGGGAGAAAAAACAUCAAAUAUAUAAUUCCAUCUUUGAGGGUAUAGUGCUAUACGGCUGUGAGACGUGGCAAUUGACUAAGGGUGUGGAACGUCGACUUUUGGCCCUUGAGAUGGAUUUCUGGCGACGAUCUGCAGGAAAAUCCAAAAUGGACAAAGUGAGAAAUGAAACGAUCAGAAAUAUAAUGCAAGUUGAAAGAACCAUCAUAGAUGAAAUCCAGAGAAGACAGCUGAUUUGGUACGGGCAUGUGGAAAGAAUGUGCGACGAGCGCCUACCAAAGAUGAUACUGAAAUGGACACCACCAGAAAGAAGAAAGAGAGGAAGGCCCAAAAAAACGUGGUUUGAGGGAAUAGAAAAGGCUAUGUCCGAAAGAAAUCUACAUCCAGGGGACUGGCAAGAUAGAAAGGCUUGGAGAUUAGGAACCGGAAGGCGUAGGACGCUAUGA
This is a messenger RNA of Coccinella septempunctata (seven-spotted ladybird), 804 nucleotides long. RefSeq lists its product as uncharacterized. The coding region runs from base 1 to 804 and encodes 267 amino acids. The transcript has a single exon. Lineage: Eukaryota; Metazoa; Arthropoda; Insecta; Coleoptera; Coccinellidae. The record is from RefSeq and is a predicted model, not a curated record.